AUUCGGCGCAGAGUUCAUCGUAAUUUCAAUGUUUAAUUAUUUUUAUAUAUAAAUAAUAAAUCUACACGCAGGAAUUAUUUGUGUCGUAUCGUCUAGAAGUAAUGACAAUGUCAAAUACACAGUGAACUAACGCAGAAGAAUGUUUCUCAAAACUGUUUUAUAAUUGAUUAUUAAUUCUACUGGAUUUAAAUGACUUAAGUGUUUUAUUCACUUAAGCGAUACAAAUGUUGUCUUUAAUGCAAAAAUAACAAAGGUCCUUUGUCUACAUUAAGUUUACUUGACUUGUACGCGAUCAAGCUUUUUGAAAUAAAUCAUUUGUAAUGAAAAUUUAAUCCACGUGACAAUAUCUCUUGCAUAAUACUUUUACUAGUGUAAUCAGAACCAACGCCGAAAGAAUCAUAAUAUUCUUUAAACACAACCUGUUUGUAAACAGAAAGAAUAAGUUUAUUAUUGUAGAAUACGUAAAAAGAAUGGUGUGUAUGAAGAGCUUAGUUUUACCACUGUCGCGUACAUUUGUGACAAAUCUGGUAUCGGUACGGCAAAUGAGUGCUGUUGCCUCAGCAGAUUCUGUAAAAUCUUUAUUUUACAAAGAAUAUGGCGAACCCGUGAAUGUUUUGCACCUUACAAAGCAACCUGUUAGUCAACCAGAAAAUAAUCAAGUUUCUGUACGAUGGUUGUUAGCACCUGUCAAUCCUGCUGACAUAAAUACAAUACAGGGUAAAUAUCCAAGCAAGCCACCUUUACCAGCCACACCGGGAAAUGAAGGAGUAGGUGAAGUGGUAGCUAUUGGAUCUAAUGUAAAAAACUUAAGUAUUGGUGACCGAGUCAUACCAAACGGUGUAAAUUUAGGAACGUGGAGAACAUUGGCAAAUUAUACUCCUGAAGAACUUAUGAAGAUUCCAAAAGAGGUAGGAGCUGUAGAAGCAAGCAUGUUGAAUGUAAAUCCAUGUACUGCGUACAGGAUGCUGAAAGAUUUUGUGGCACUGAAACCUGGAGAUACUGUCAUCCAGAAUGGAGGAAAUUCAUCAGUUGGGCAAAUUGUUAUACAAUUGUGCAAGAUAUGGAAUUAUAAAUCAGUUAGCGUCGUUAGAGAUCGACCGAACAUACAGGAACUGAAGGAUCAUUUAAAAUCUUUGGGUGCAGAUGAAAUCCUCACCGAGGAAGAUAUAAGGAAGACCCAGAUUUUUAAAAGUAAGAAGUUACCCUCGCCAAAGUUGGCUCUCAAUUGUAUAUGUGGACAAAAUGCCUUAGAAGUCCUGAGACAUUUAGGACACGGUGGAAUUAUGGUAACAUACGGUGGAAUGUCGAGAGAACCUUUGACCGUUCCAACUUCUGCGCUUAUCUUUAAGGAUAUAUCUUUGAAAGGAUUUUGGAUGACUGCGUGGACAAAGGCAAAUAUGGAUUCUUCGAAACGUCAAGAUAUGUUUAAAGAAUUGGGCACAUUAUUUAAAGAGAAAAAAUUGAGAGCUCCACCACACAAAUUGGUUCCUUUCUGUCAGUAUGAAGAAGCUGUUCUAAAUGCACUUAGUUCCGAUGGUAAAACUGGAGUUAAGUAUAUUCUAGACAUGACUGGGUCCUAAAGAAAGUUUCGUGUUCGUUUCAUUUUGAUAAUAAAAAAUGCAUUUUAAUGUA
Molecule: messenger RNA, 1632 nt
Organism: Ceratina calcarata
Lineage: Eukaryota; Metazoa; Arthropoda; Insecta; Hymenoptera; Apidae
Product: enoyl-[acyl-carrier-protein] reductase, mitochondrial
Exons: 5
Coding region: 471-1580 (369 amino acids)
Biological process (GO): fatty acid metabolic process
Cellular component (GO): mitochondrion
Molecular function (GO): oxidoreductase activity
Source: RefSeq, a predicted model, not a curated record